This is a messenger RNA of Diaporthe amygdali, 1041 nucleotides long. Its product is annotated as NAD dependent epimerase/dehydratase family protein. The transcript has a single exon. Gene Ontology annotation, molecular function: dTDP-glucose 4,6-dehydratase activity. The coding region runs from base 1 to 1041 and encodes 346 amino acids. Lineage: Eukaryota; Fungi; Ascomycota; Sordariomycetes; Diaporthales; Diaporthaceae. The record is from RefSeq and is a predicted model, not a curated record.
AUGGCCUCAUCGACUCCCGAUGUGCUGGUGACUGGCUCCUCGGGGCACUUGGGGCAUGCUCUUAUGCUGUCCCUCCAGUCCUACGGCCACGCGCCUCUCGGUAUAGAUAUCAAGCCAUCACCCAGAAUAGACACUCUCCAAGGCUCCAUCACGGACCGCUCUUUCAUCCGCGAGCUCCUCGCGUCCCGGCCCACCAUACAGCACAUAAUCCAUACGGCCACCCUCCACAAACCACACAUCGGCAGCCAUACGAAAGAAGACUUCAUAUCAACGAACAUCACGGGAACUUUGAUCCUACUGGAAGAAGCAGCCGCGCUCCACCCACAGCAGAUCAAGUCCUUCGUCUUCUUAAGCACAACCUCAACCUUCGGCUCCGCCCUGAGCCCCAAGCCAGGCCAGCCUGCAGCCUGGAUCGACGAGGCGGUGGUGCCGGUGCCUAAGAACAUAUACGGCGUGACCAAGGUCGCCGCAGAGGACAUGUGCCGUCUCGUUCACGCGCAGACUGGCAUGCCAGUGGUGGUUCUCCGCACGAGUCGCUUCUUCCCGGAGGGGGACGACGACGAGGACCGCAGGACCGCGAUGGGCGAUGACAACCUCAAGGUCUGCGAGCUGGCUUACCGGCGCGUGGACGUCGCUGACGUGGUGGCUGCCUGCGUAUGUACGCUGCGCAAGGCUGCGGCUGGGGAGGUCGGCUGGGGUAGGUAUGUUAUUAGCGCGCCAACGCCUUUUGGGAGGGAUGAGGGGACGUUAGGUUUGUUGAAUGGUGCGAAUGGGGAGGGAGACGUGGCGGCUGUGAUGGAGAGGCUGGUUCCGGAUUGCAAGGAAGUGUUUGCACAGAGAGGGUGGGAGCAUCUGAGCAGGAUCGAUCGUGUAUACGACUCCUCGAGGGCUGUGAAGGAUUUGGGUUGGGAGCCUGAAUUCACUUUCGAAGCUUGCGUUGAGAAGCUCUCGCGAGGCGAGGACUGGCGGAGCGAGCUCACACAUGCGGUUGGCAAGAGGGGCUAUCAUGAUGUUCCCACUGGGGUUUAUACAUUGACGUAG